CAUCUUUGCGGAUUCAACGACUGUCGUUGUCUCGUAAACUACAACAUCCAUCGGGCACCGAUGGAUGACAACAGGUUCUACUACCCUUUAAUAUUUUGUAUUUAACAGUAAAGUAAACAUCUUUCUGUUCGUUCUUGAGAUAGUAUCUAUAAAGUCAGGAACAAGUUUGUGGAGUUAGCUAGCUAACGUUUCUAAAAAUCCACCAACUCUGAAGAAAGCACGAAAUCAACGGUUUCCAUGGCGAGCGAUUAAGCUUCCCUAACGUUAUAACGUUAGUAGUUACUUGUAGCUGCAGGCGCUUGUGGAUUUGCACAUGCUAUCUCACAAGGCUAGAUAGCUAACCAACUGAUAAUGUCAUCUGUAUCUCAAAAUGCCAUACCUAAAGAUAGUGAUUUAUCGAUCCAUAAAUCGUCUGAAUUUUUUGAUGAUGGAUUAUUGCACGAUAUUCCAACAACAACAAGUACAAAUGACACCAGUACUGUCCCUAAAAGGUACAAGAAUCUGGAAGAGUUGAGUGAGGAGCUCAACAGACGAACCAAGGAGACCCAAAUGCUGCAAGAAGAGGUGGAACAUGCAACUAAAAUUACCAUGGAGAAAAUGGAACGCACAUUUCCCAGCAGCUCACCCUCACAAAUAAAUCACUUUCCCAUUUUUAUGGAUGGUUCAUCGGAGGAGAACUCAGAAGUGCUGUCUCCAUACCGACCGUCUUUGAUCCAGCCUCUUACAUAUGACCAUGAUGGCCUGGAUCUGAUGGUGGUCAGAAGUGGUGUAACCUUCCCCGGGAAAGAUGUUUUGGAAAAUGUAAUAGAGGACUACUCUCAGCAGGUGUCGGAGCUCCAAAAGCAACUGAGUGAGAUGUGUGCUUUUCAUGAACAGCAGAAGUUCAAAUUGCGUCAGUCCAUCAUCAAGCUGCAGACAAAGUCACAGGUCCAGACUGAGAAAGAUGCCCUGACUGAUCUCAGAAUGAAAGAGAGCAGAAAACAGGCAGAUGUAAUGGGGAAAAUGCAUGCAAUAAUCAGAGCGCUGCAAAUCAAUAAACAGACAGGGGACCAGAGGCUACUGGAGGCUGAGGAGGAAGCAAAGUCACAAAGCAGUAAAGCAGAGUCAAUGGAGCGUACACUACAGGAGGUUCACUCCACACUGUUGGCUUAUGAGAAACGGUGUAGAAACUAUUUGUACUCCAGCCAUGACGCACUGGGAGUUGCGGUGCAGAAAGUAUUACAGGACUUGGAGCAUGAGAAUCACAAUCUGAGAGAAAGAUUCCUGCUGGUGGAAGAGCAGAUGGAGACUCAAGAACAGAAAUGCCAGGAUAAAGCAGAGAUACGGUUGAAGGAGCAAAGGGAAAGACUGGAGCAGCUUAUUACCAGUCAUGACCAGGAGGUGGCGAUAUUGACUGAGAAAUUGAGCAGCUCCAGAAGCAGUGCCUCCAGUUUGUCUGUCCAGGUGGAAUUGCUACAAAAACAAGGUGAGAGUCAGGCUUCAGUGCACCAGUGUCAGGUCAAGGACUUGGAGUCAGCUUUCUCCAUCCUGCGCUCCGAUCUACUGGAUGGCCAGCGGAUCCAUGAAGACAAGGUGAGUGCUCUGGAGAAGCAGUUGGCUGAGGCCCAGUCCCAGGUGGAGGAGGCCCAGAGAGGGAGAGACGGAUCUCUCCAGCAGGCAGAGGAGCUGGACUCUCAGCUCUGCCAGCUCACGUCAGAGCUCCGGCAGGUCCGUGAGGAGUUGGCCCUUGAGAAGGAGGAGACCAAACAGCUGCUGGAGCGGGACACGGGCCACAGUGUGACCAGCGACGGGCUGCGCAGGGAGCUGGAGGAGCGACGCCUGGGGGUGCAGCAGCUGGAGGUUCUGGUGGGAUCUCUCAAAGAUGACUGCCAGGCACAGAUGGAGGCUCAGUUGUUGGGCGAGAAGCAUCAAUCGGAGCAGCAGGAGGAGCUGGCUGUGCUGCGAGGGGAGCUGAAACUGACCACAGACCAGCUAAACAGGGCCAGGGACGAGGAGCUGAGACUGCAGGCCCUACAGGGGGACCGGGAUGAGGCGCUGAAGAGGGUCCAGGCGCUGCUGGAGGAGAGGGACAGGGAGCUGCAGCUGAGGCAACAGGAGGCGCAGCAGGGCCGGGCCAGGCUGGAGGAGGCCCAGGGCCACUGCCAGGCCCUCAGGGCAGAGACUGAGGUGCUGAGGCUCAAGCUGGAGGACCGGGAGAAGAUGGUGAACCUGCUGCGGCUGCAGCUGGAGAGCACCACCCAGAUGACCGUACAGCAUGGACGUAGCAUUGACUCCCUGCAUGACGAGAAGAGCCGCCUCAGCAACCAGCUCAGUGAGCACAAGCUGGAGAUCCAACAGCUAAGGACAGACUUGGAGCAGCGUGAGGAGUGUUUGGCAGUCCUGGAGAAGGAGAGGCGAGUGCAGCAGGCUAGCCUGUCCGAACAGAGCCACUGUGACAAGGAGCUAAAGCUGGAGAAACAGAAGCUCACCGCUGAGCUAGAGAUGCAACGCAUGCAACUGGUCACCCUCACAGAGGAGCAUGAGGAGUUGAAGAGGCUCCACAGCAGUAAGAGUGAGGAGCAGGAGGGUGUGGUGGUGAGUCUCAAAGCCCAGCUGAAGACCACCCGGGCUGAGAUAGACCAGGCCAGGAGGACCCUAGAGGGGGUGGACGGACACGGUCCACACAGACAUCGUGACUUAACAACCAGUCCUGGACCUGACACCAAAAGCCUGAAGGUUGCCAUGGGAAUGCAGAAGCAGAUAAAAACUAAGCGAGACCAGAUUCACUCUCUCCAGGGCCGAAUCCAACUACUGGAGGAAACCAUGGACAAACUGAGCCAGGAAAAGCAUUACCAGAGUCUGGAGAGUAAGCGUCAGGUCCAGGAGCUGGCCUCAGUCACAGAGGAAAAGAGACAGAUGGCAACUGAGUUGGAGACCGUCCGUUCCCUGGAGAGACUGCUCAGGGAGAAAGUGGCCAAACUGGAGGCGACCCUACACAAGAUGUCUGGGAGUGUUAUUGACUGUCAAGACUUCAUCCAGUUGCAAGAGCAGGCGUUUGUGCGGCUGAAGCUGCAGCAUGCUCAGCAGGAGCUGCAGGGUCAAAACCUGCGAGACACAGGGAAUGCUCAGCGUUCUUCCCCUACAAGCCCAACAGCCUGGAAUGCACUAACCUCAACCCAGCACCGCUCUAACUGCCUGCUAGAGUUGAAGUCGCAGCGGCUGCUGGAAAGCCCCACUAUGGAGCUGCGUUCUCUAGUCAAAGAGCUGCGACGUGUGAUUUCUGGGAACCCCGGACCACACACCAGCAUUAUCAAAAGGACGUCUGCUCCAGAGAGAGUGCACAGGACCACCCUCAAUGAAGUCACCGAUUGUUUUACAAACAAUGCCAAAACGACAAAGGGGACCUACAGCAGUGGUGUGCCUCACCUCCUUAGGACAACUGAUCUGGAUGAGCGGAAUUUAAACAGCACCUUCUCAAGCGAGAGCCGGGACUUCUCUUUUGUUGCAUCUCUGCCUUGCUACACAUCGUCACCUCAAGCCAUGGCACUGGGCCACACGUCCCCUGUACACUCACUCCUGACUACUGACCACAGCCCCACGCAUCUACAACCGAGCAGGCCUCUGCCUCAGGCAGGAAGCCCUCUUGCAGACAUGUGCACCUUGGCCAAUCCGCAGGCUGAGUUGACAGGGCGAACAUGCAAGCACUUGCAAGGAAAACUGGACAGCCUUCAAAACAUGGUGGAUGACUUGCAGAUGAAGAACCAAGACAUGUCCUCUAUGAUAAAGGGUCAGGAGAGGAGGUUGAUGUUCAAAGACAAAGGGAGGCUUUAUAACAAGCAAGGCUCUGGGUGAAUGUCUACAUGUGUAACAAAAAUAAACUUGUAUUUAAAUGAAGGCA
Messenger RNA from Oncorhynchus nerka (sockeye salmon), 3877 nucleotides. RefSeq names its product coiled-coil domain-containing protein 158-like. The record is from RefSeq and is a predicted model, not a curated record. Lineage: Eukaryota; Metazoa; Chordata; Actinopteri; Salmoniformes; Salmonidae.